AUCGCUUCAAUCGGAGCAAGAACGCGAAAGCUAUGAAGAUUCAAAGUUCAUGAGCUUGCGUUACAAUUGCGGCAGUUACAAAGUGAAGUUGUGGGGUGACUCUAUAUGGAGUUGGGACCUUUGGGGUUGGGGAAAUUUGUCACUCUACUGUAACAGCUGCAAAUUGGUUGGGAACAACCAAGCUAGGUUGGCAAGGGUGGCCAACUUGGAUGGAUUGGUUGGGAAGAGACAAAUGUCAAAGUUGGGGUUCCUAUAGGGGGGGAAUCUUUGUGCUUAUGGGGUUUC
This is a messenger RNA of Closterium sp. NIES-67, 285 nucleotides long. Lineage: Eukaryota; Viridiplantae; Streptophyta; Zygnematophyceae; Desmidiales; Closteriaceae. The record is from the annotation of a GenBank genome assembly.